AUGGCCCUUGCACUUCCCCACCCGCUGAAGCAGCUAAGCAUCGAGGAGACAAACCUCGCUCGGGAUGUUACCUUGACCUUGCACAAGGGUGCUGUGAUCGAGUUUCGUGAGAUCUUCCUGAACGAGCCACCGAAGGCUGAACUCAUCAAGUACUUGGAUUUGGAGCAUUCCGGGCAACUAACCGACAACUCGCCACGGCCACCGCGUCUGGCGAAGGUCCAAUAUGAUGUUAUUGGAGAAGGCAACAAAGCGCCCGUGUUCCACGAAUCAGUUAUCGACCUUCGCAAGAAGGACAGAAUAUCACAUGAGACGAUCAGCUCAGAUUACCAAGCUGCUUUGACGAUACAUGAGUUUAUGACAUUCGUGGAAGUCUGUCAGAAGUCGGAGCUUUACCAAUCGAAGAUCGCAGAGCUCAAGCUGCCCGAAGGUUUCGAAGUAGUUAUUGAGCCAUGGCCUUACGGUGGUAUGGAUGCGACCGAGGAGAGGCGACGAUUUUUCCAAGGACUACUUUUCGGAAAGGACACGAGAAACGGCAACCCGGACUCCAACUUCUACGCGUUCCCCCUCCCGCUAAUUCCCAUCAUGGAUUGGGCCGACAAGAAGAUCGUGAAGGUGCUUGAGCUGGCGACCGGCGGAAAGGGCGACAGCUUGACUGCCAGGACAGAAAAGCCUAAUGUACUCGAUCACUGCAAGGGCAGCGAAUACGUACCAGAGCUCCUGCCUGAGGGAACACGACAAGAUCUGAAGGCUCUGCAUGUCGUACAGCCUGACGGCCCCAGCUUCACUGUCUCUGACGACAACCUUAUCGAAUGGCAGAACUGGAGGAUGCGUCUCAGCUUUAACACAAGAGAGGGUGCUGUCCUCCACGACGUCACAUACCAAGGGCGCAAUGUCAUGCACAGACUCAGUAUGAGUGAGAUGACAGUGCCAUAUGCCGACCCGAGAGAACCUUACCACAGGAAACAGGCAUUCGAUUUCGGCGACGGUGGUGCUGGCAACUGCGCCAACAACCUUACUCUUGGCUGCGACUGUCUCGGUGUUAUCAAGUACUUUGACGGCAUCAUCACUGGCCCUGAUGGAACCGGUGAGGUCGCCAAGAAUGUCGUGUGCUUGCACGAGCAGGAUAAUGGUAUCGGCUGGAAGCACACCAACUGGAGGACAGGCCGUGCCGUAGUGACGCGCCGUCGUGAGCUCGUCUUCCAGUUCAUCAUCACUCUGGCCAACUACGAAUACGCCUUCUACUACAUCCUCGACCAAGCUGGUGCCAUCAACAUCCAAGUUCGAGCCACUGGUAUUGUUUCUGUUGUCAACAUCGACGAGGGCAAGAAGAGCGACUACGGAAAGAUCGUCAGUCCUGGUGCUCUAGCCCAAAACCAUCAACACAUAUUCUGUGUGCGCAUGGACCCCGCCAUCGAUGGACACAAGAACACGGUGGUUCAAGAGGAGAGUUUGCCCGUGCCCAUGAACCCAAAGACCAACCCCCAUGGUAACUACUACGAGGUUGUGCAAACACCCAUUACAAAAUCGGGCGGCAUCGAUGCCGAUCCAUCAAGGCAUCGUAUCUUCAAGAUUCAAAACCGAAACAAGUUGAACCCUAUCAGCGGAACACCCGUCGGAUACAAAAUCGUGCCCCCAGCGACUCAGCUGCUCCUCGCCGACCCCAACUGUGUUCAAUCCAAGCGCGCCGAGUUUGCGAAGCACCAUCUUUGGGUCACUAAACACAAAGACGACGAGUUCUAUGCCGGCGGUCGUUUCACACUCCAAAGCACAAAGGAGGUGGAAGGACUUGGCGAUGCGGCAGCCAGAGGUGAUAACGUAGAAGACGAUGACAUUGUUGUUUGGAGCUCUUUCGGCCUUACCCACAACCCUCGUGUGGAAGAUUGGCCUGUGAUGCCUGUAGAGAUUUUGGAGCUUCACAUAACUCCUUCCGACUUCUUCACGAAGAAUCCCGCGAUCGACGUCCCUUCGAACAAGGAUCUGAUAUCUAAGCUCGCCAACGGCUGUUGUGAGAAGAGAGAACUUCCCAUGAGAUCGUCUUUGUAA
Molecule: messenger RNA, 2043 nt
Organism: Truncatella angustata
Lineage: Eukaryota; Fungi; Ascomycota; Sordariomycetes; Amphisphaeriales; Sporocadaceae
Product: copper amine oxidase
Exons: 3
Coding region: 1-2043 (680 amino acids)
Biological process (GO): amine metabolic process
Molecular function (GO): primary methylamine oxidase activity; quinone binding; copper ion binding
Source: RefSeq, a predicted model, not a curated record